AUGUCUCGCUCGCCAGCCCAUUUUGAGCGCACCCUUGUAGAUCUGGAGGAUUGGGUCAACAAGACUGCCAUCGAGGACUGCAAAGUAGAUGCCUGCGUUGAUAGGUUCCUUGUCCGUGUUUAUCGGCUCAACCGUUCCAUCCUGAAUCAGUUGAAAUCUGGAUCAUACUAUGCCUUUGGAAGAAGAGCUCCCAAUAAACACCCAAAGCCAUUGGAAUGGACUGGGGAGGGUGCCGAGGAGCUGCGGGAAAUUGCCUCUGAACUCAGAGACAAUUUGAAUCGCCUUCUUCCGGGCUACGUCGAGGAAAGCACUGAUGUCCUUAGAAACGAGAAAGUUCUUCGAAGAAUCAAUAGCCGAUGGGAGUCUGUCGGCUCCAGGGUAGCCUGUGACCGGGAAUAUCUGCAGCAAACCUCAGACAAAGAUAGUCUCGAUGAAGUUGAUGAGGACCCGGAGGAUAUGGAGACAGAUGAUAUGGAAACUGAGGGUACCGACGCAGAAGAUACUGAAUCUGAGGAUAGACCAAAACAGGAAUCCAAGGGAGACGUGCGUGAGACAAAGGGCCUUGCAACCCCUGAACCUGGUUUCAUGGAUCGAAUCCUAGAUACCUUGAGUGCGGCACGCGUGGCAACAGCGGAAGAGAAGAGUACCACCGGAUCUUCGUCCUUAGCGACUGCUGCCUUUACGCAGGCAUGCCAGCAGUUGAGAGAGGCAAUUGAGAGCGAAACCUCGUCUGCCUUGUUUACAUGUGGAGGCAACAUCCCGAUUGCGAAUCCCAACGGCUCUGAGCAAGCAGCAGCUGGACCUACUUCACCCCGUGUGCAUGUGGUUCACUGGGGUGCCGAGCACGACUCCACCGCACAAAAGCUCACACUUCCAGUGCUGAGUGAGACCAGUGAUGGGAAGCUUGACCCCGACCGAUUUUUGACGAGCUUCCACCCAGCCGACUUUGGCAUAAUUGAGCUCAUCGAGCAAAUCCUUCUGCCUGGUAUCAGCAGUGAGACCGAGAAUCGAUUGCAAUUCCGCAAGCUGAAGGCUGAGUUGUAUAAAUUGAAUGUAUACUCGGGCCCUUCUGGGCAUUUCCGAAAGCAUGUUGACACGCCACGCUCGGAGCACCAGAUUGGAUCACUCGUGGUUUGUCUGCCAUGCCAAUUCGAGGGAGGCAACCUGACUGUGCAGCAUCACGGGCAGAUGGCCAAGUUUGAAUGGAGCCGACAAAGUAGCUCUAGUAUCCAAUGGGCAGCCUUCUACUCGGAUUGCGAGCAUGAAAUCGAGACGAUCAGAGCGGGCCAUCGGAUCACGCUCACAUACAACCUAUAUGUACGGGAAAUGCCCGGUGCCAUACUCGCUCCCAUCCGUCCCGUGCUUGAUCCACACACUCUCCCACUUUAUGGGUUGAUUGAAAGUCUACUCAUCACCCCUGGAUUCAUGAAAGAUGGCGGCGUGUUUGGAGUCCACUGCUCCCAUGCCUAUCCCCAUUCUUCGGAUAUAGCCGGGCUCCAGCUCCCGCGUUCAUUGAAGGGCGCCGACCUUGUCGUCUAUGCGGUUUUUGAAGCACUUGGUAUGGAUGUCAGCAUCCUUCCGGUUCUGGAAUAUGAUGAAGACUAUGAAGAUAAUGGAGCACCCUACUUCGCCGACUCUGAACAGGACUCGGGCUCUGAGCAAGACUCAGAUUCUGGGCCUGGGUGGUACCACAGAAAAUACCGGCGUUCUGUUCCGGAAAAUUACCUGGCAAAGGGCAAAGAGUCUUCCCUCAGGUAUAGCGAAGUGUACCCUUGGAAGUCUAGUAGUGCACUUCUUGAUGUGGACCAGCACUGGAAGCGUUUGUUGUUGACACGCGAAGUGGUUGAUGUGAUAGAAGCCUUCUCGUUUGGAGAAAAGCACCACCUGCCAAAGAAGCCGAACAGCCUCUACGAGGAAUGGGGUGUCCGUGUGGCUCCGCGUCUCCAAAGGUACAUUAUGUCUGAUCGCGGACAGGAGGAGGACCUCAAAGAGGUGACCAACGAUGUCUGGCCGUCAUACUACCUCCCCGGCAUUACCUGGCUUGGCGAAGCCAAGCAUAAGGAGAUGGCAUUUUCUCACAUAUCUUAUGGCAAUGAGGCUAGUAUCGGCACUCGUUAUUCCUGUGCAGUGAUCUUGGCCGUUAUUCCGCCCUUCAGUCAACGCGGCCAAAGCGGAAAGAUGAAGUAG
This is a messenger RNA of Aspergillus costaricaensis CBS 115574, 2187 nucleotides long. RefSeq names its product 2OG-Fe(II) oxygenase. The record is from RefSeq and is a predicted model, not a curated record. Lineage: Eukaryota; Fungi; Ascomycota; Eurotiomycetes; Eurotiales; Aspergillaceae. Bases 1 to 2187 code for a protein of 728 amino acids. The transcript is spliced from 6 exons.